UCCCCUCCCCCCCGAGAGAUGGGGAAGCCUACGAAGACCAAAAAACCAGAGAUCUUGGGGAAGGGAAAGGUUACUCCAGUCCAGAUCGCGUUCAUCGUUGACCGUUAUCUGUCCGACAACAACUACAUCCAAACUCGUUCCAUCUUCAGAACAGAAGCUUCAACUCUCAUUUCGAAAACACACAUCCAAGAGGCGCCAAAGAGUUUAUUGAGUCUCGCAGCGAUAUUGGAUGAGUACAUUUGCUUGAAGGAGCAAAAGGUGAUGUUCGAGCAGGAGAAGCGGUGGGUUGAGCAGGAAAAAUGCCGCGUUGAGACCUUAAUGAAGGGUAUGCAAAGUGUGAUGCAAGCUUACAGCUCCGCAGGAAACACUUCCCUAUCUUUGACUUCCGCUACGGCACCUAAGUCAAUGUCUCUGAUUCUUCCAUCAGAUCGCAAUACUGCAUCCCCUGCAGGUACUAUUCCAACACCAUUUGCGUUUAUUCUCAGUUAUUUGUCGAAUAAUUCUACUUCUGAUUUUUAUCCUGCGGUUUUCUUAGUUAGUGCCUCGUAUCUGAUCCGGUCAUUCAAAACCUACG
Molecule: messenger RNA, 574 nt
Organism: Telopea speciosissima
Lineage: Eukaryota; Viridiplantae; Streptophyta; Magnoliopsida; Proteales; Proteaceae
Exons: 2
Source: RefSeq, a predicted model, not a curated record